This is a messenger RNA of Penicillium taxi, 2526 nucleotides long. RefSeq lists its product as uncharacterized. The transcript is spliced from 3 exons. Bases 1 to 2526 code for a protein of 841 amino acids. The record is from RefSeq and is a predicted model, not a curated record. NCBI's taxonomy places the organism in Eukaryota, Fungi, Ascomycota, Eurotiomycetes, Eurotiales, Aspergillaceae.
AUGCCUCCACCGGAUCCUGAUACCCCUCCUGACCAGGAGCUGUCAGCAGAGGAGCAGCUUAUGAUUGACGAGAUGGUCGCUGACUUGGGUACUCGUCGCCGCGAGUAUGUCUCAACAUGCGAUGAGUACCAAGCUGAUCCCAAUGUUACCCUGCGUAGCAUUGAUGCCAGUCGCCAGUCCAAUGUUCCGGGAACCUACGCUGCUCAGCAAUUCGAAGUCAAUCAAGAGUCUAUCAACGCAUGGAGAAACUUUGGCGAAUUGGUUAAAGACAUGGAGGAUCGCGACAAUCUGGAAUCCAUCAUGGAUGGCCAGAGCCAUCGCGCAGGGCUGUUAGCAAAGGAGAGGGGCAUGACAUCUCUCGGCCGUGGUGCCUUUUCUGCGCGCAGUAUGCGCGGUAGAGCCCCAGUCCGUGGAGCUCAUCAAGGCCGUGGCAGUGGAGCCAUUGGAACCCGAGGCCGUGGAGGAACUCAUAAGUAUCCUCCUAUCCCCUGCAAAGAUCCGUCACUCGAACGGAACUUUAAUCCCGAUGGAUCCCAGCUGCUACCUUAUGGAGGCCGAGGCGGAGUCCAGCAGUUCCCUCGUGGAGGACGUCACCGCAACAUUGACGACUCGGUAUCCCCCCGUUCAAGCUUUUUAUUGCAGGCAGAUCGCCCUCGGGCCAAGUCCCGCCUGGUUCCACCCUCCUGGGAAGGCCAUAUUGCGAGCCCUAGUGAUUUCAUGUCAUCCUUCAAUCGCAAAGACUCCACUAACGCCUCAGCUGCGGAGAAGGGAUUGCCUGCUCCAACCGCUGCACCGAAUGUAUCCAUUGGACCUAAGGAAUAUGUUGCACCCACGGCAUUCGUUGCACCUAAGGGAUCAGCCGCGCAAAAGGCAUCACCUGCGCCCACGGAAUCGCGUGUAUCUGAGGCAUCCGACAAGACACAGAGCGAAAAGACUAAAGCUAUGAUCGCAGUUACUGUCAAGACAAUGCAGGAUAACGCUCUGGACCGUAACUCAGUCAAGGCAAAGGCCGAGGAGAACGUGACCAAGUCCCGUACUCCACCACCAUCCGAAGUCCAGCCUCCCCAGGGUAAUCUUCUCGAGAUGACUCCUCCUUCGGUCGAGCGCCGAAAUGUAGCCGGAUUACCAUUGCUUAGUCCAGGCAUGCAAACCGAACUCACCGGACUGAGUAUCUCGUUCACUACCGCCUUGAUGGAGCAGGUCAAGACUGCUACAGAGGAUCAGAUCAAGACUGUUACGGAUUCGCAAGUUCAGACUUCCAUUGUGAAAUCGGUCGAGACUUCCAUAGAGGCCCAUGCCGAGAAGGAGCCUUCUCCUCCAGUGGCACGCACUUCUAUGUCUCGAUCUCAGUGGGAGAUGCAAGUUCUUCAACUGAGCAACGGUCUUCAUCGGCUGAUGGAAACUCGGCCUCUUGAUUUUAUUGAUACACCUUUGGAUACACAUGUUGACGUCCAAUCGAUUACUUCAGUCUUUGCGCAACCUAUAACCCCAACACACACGGGUAUGUAUGCAGCUCGGGCCCCGGAACACUACCAUGACUCUACCUCAUCCUCGGGUGGCGAGAAAUUUUUCGAUACGGAGUCUCCUUCUCCAUGUAAGGUGCACUCUCAGAUCUGUCUGCCGGAGUUCAGCAAAUUGCGCAUCUCGGAUAGCAGCUCGCCUACUCAGUUGGUUAUUGAGGGAGGCAACUCCGCUCCUCAGGCUGCUAUGGAGUUGCCCGCAAUUUUGUUUCCCAGCGCUGUUGAGAAGGCUGACAACUCGUCCACUCGUGCUGUUGUCAAUGCGGCUCCUAGCACUGUUGUUAAGUUGCCCGGUACUCUGACCCCCAGCCUCAUUGUGAAGACUACCAACUCGUCCCCUGGACUUGUUCUAAAGUCGCCCUCGAUGCUGCCUCCCGAGUUUGUUCCUCGUGCGCUUGUGGCCAAUUCCCCCACUACAACUUCCAAUGGAAUUGCUAUCGGUGUUCAAGCGCAAUCCGGUCCAGUGAAAGCAGGUGGUCUGAAUGCUAGCCGAUACGCGACUGUGGUGCCACCUCGUGGUAUUUCAUUCGCAGGUAACCUGCCUUUCUACCCGCCUUCUCGUACCUCGCCAUACGUGCAAUCACCAUACGUGCAAGUCACAAACGGAACGACCAACAAUGAGAAUUGGAACCCGCACAUUUCAGAUGGGUUCAUGCACCCCCAUACCAACUCCUUCGGCUAUCAGGGUGCACCUGCGACCACUAUCGCACGUUCGCCAGCCAUUAUCGAUGAACAGGGACGACACGAUCCUGUAAACCCCAAUGGGUUUGCCCGUAGCCGUUGGGCCACUGCCAGCAACGCACCUACCGACUUUUCGACCGCUCUCCGCUGUGUUGACCGUGGCGGAUUAACAGAUGCCAACAGCUCUACAUUUGUGCGCCCCCGGCCAUAUGCGCCCAUUAGAAUUGUGUCUCCUACCGAGGCUAACAAUGGCAACCGUGACGUUGGCAACCAUUACGCAGGCAACGUCCACGAUCACGACCACGCUCGCAACCUCGGUCUUUAG